Molecule: messenger RNA, 14372 nt
Organism: Lymnaea stagnalis (great pond snail)
Lineage: Eukaryota; Metazoa; Mollusca; Gastropoda; Lymnaeidae
Source: the annotation of a GenBank genome assembly
GCAGUAGGCUACGUGCCUGCGGAACUAGUAACAUCAACAGCUUGCCAAUGACAUUAUAUCAAUGUUUUGAAAAGGAAGCUAUUUUUAUAUGUAGAACUAAAGCAGUCCGCCAUGGUUGUUCGUCGCAGAUAGAUGGUAAGAUUUUUUUUUAUUUCAUUCAUUAUACUUGAUUUUAUGUUAUGUUAUUGGCAAUAUACCGCAAAUAUUUCCAGAGUCUUUUAUAAUAAGAUAAGAUUAGAUUCUUUUAUUGAUCCAAAGAAAUGGAAAUGUUUUUAUUGCAUUGUAAAUAUAAAUUUUCAGCACAUAAAUACAUAUUUUAAUUAUAUCCCAUUUUCCAACUCAAGCAAUUUAAGCACAAGACAUCUACAUUAAAUUAUUCUUCUAUUGUAUAAGAACAGCAAUUCAGUGAACUUUCUUAGUCGUAAUAGGGACUUAUAAGUUCUCAUUUAGAUUGUGUGACUUCUGGGGGGAGCACGCUUUUAUAGUUGUUCUUAAUGUAUAAUACUUCAAACUUAUAUAUUUAUUAAUUAAUAUAUAAAAUGUUUUAUUAUCUCAUCACUUUUCACUUACAAUUCAAUUUGGACUAGAUACCCCACAUCUUAAAACCCAAUGUUGAUUUCUUUCACUUAAUCGGAGUUGGGUGUUUAAGUAUAUUCAUCCUAUUCAACGCCCUUGAAAUUAUUUUUGGAAAAAUGUUUAAAAAAUAAUGUUCCUCUUACAGGAGAAUUUUAAUCCAUUUUAUUUUGUUUAUAGCUUUACUCUGUUUUGUUAAGGGCUACUCAAUUUCCUUUUUUGUCACACUUUCAAACCAAUUGAAAUCUAGUGUGUAGAUAGACUUUGUAGAUGUCCAAUAAUGAGUCAUCAUUUAAAUUAUCCCGUCUGGUCUAUAUAAGAGAUAUGGCAACCAGCCCAGGAGACAAAUGGCACCAUUUUUCAAGCAUGUAUUUAAAAAUUAAACAUCUCGAGAUCAGGUUGUUGUUUUUUCGAUUAAUAUCAUAUUUUUUUUUUUAGCUUUUGAAAACAUUACUUCUUUUUUUUUUCUUUUAAAUUACCAAGUAGAUUAUUUGGGGGGAAUAUGUAUUAAAGUAGAUGCAAUAGUUUGACAUCAGAAACCAUAUGUUAAUUACUUUGUAAUUUAACAGAAUAAAGUUAUAUUAGUUUGACAUUUUUAAAAUACUUUCAAUCCAUUUUUUAAGGAAUUUUUAUUUCUUCAUAGUAUAUAUAUUAGGUAGCUAUAUUUGGUCUAUAAACAUUUCAACUAAUCUGGGACCAAAAUCAUACCACAGGGGUGCCACAACUGGGUGAUAUUGCGAUUAUGUAAAGCAGGGCGCCAAAAACAGUGUUUCCCCUGAUUACUAAUUUUCGCGGUGAUAAAUGCACUGCCCCUCACCCUUUUGGAACAAUAUGUCAAAAAAGAGGCACUGCAUCUGUAUAAACUCUAUUGAAGACAUUUCAAUAUUUUUUUAAGACAGUAUAAAAUCAACGGUCAUUCUUUUUUUUCUUUUUUUUAUCUGACAAUUAUUAAUGUGAAUGUGUGUACCUAAUUUUAUGAGUUCAUUUAUCGCAGUAUCAAAUCAGCGGUCUUAAUAAUGGCCGUGAAAGACUUUCUAGAAUGUGCAACAGCCCUGUCAUACAUCCUUCUUGACGAAAUAGAUGAUGAUGACCUGUAUAUUGUUCAUGACAUUGACUUAUCAGAGUUUGAGGAAAGUCCUCAUUUUAAAAACUACUCUCUGGAGUACGUUUUAGGAGAACUUCAUGGUUUUAAGGUCAAAACGUGUGUUGAAAAAUCGAGUCAGGAUUGUUAUUCUAUAUAUAUCAUUUUAUCACAAAGCCAAGUCAAUUUUGAUACAAUAUGGCCGGUCUACGUUGAAUGGAAAUUGUAUGUUAUUGACGAAGACAAAGAACAGGCACUUCAACUACAGCGUAAUGGCAUGGACUUUCAAAAACUACACCAAGAAAAACCUGAAGAAUAUAUCUUCAAAUUAGACAGAACAAGAGCAGAGAUAAAAGACUUUAUAAAAGAUGAUACAAUUUGCUUUAGGUGGACGGUAAAACUGCUGACACACCAAAAGUUAAAUGUUGCGACAGUCCCAACAGGUGCAACACAAGACUCUCCAUUUCAAAUAACAGACUUUAACAUUCACUUGAAUUCCCUAAUCUCUAAGGUACAAGUCUUUGGUGAGAGUUUAAAAAGCAACAUAUCUAGAGAGGAUCUGGGUCACAUAGCCAUGGUUGUUUCAGAAUGUGAACAGGACGACUUGAAGUUGGAAAAAGUUGAAAAUACGUAUCAUGAGAUCAAAGGAAGAGUAGAAACAUUGAAAGAAAAAUUUACUGAGCAAAAAGAAGAGUUAGCCCAGUUUAUGUCAGAAUGGGGUGAUUGUUUAAAGAAGGAAACGGUGAACGAAGAAGAGGUAAAAAGUUCCCUUAAAGAUAUAGUCAAGACCUGCCAGUCGUGUGGAAGUCUGCUGGAAAAUGAAGGACCUAGCGAAGGUAUGUAUUAUGUUACUAGAUCCAUGCAACGUGUGAAUCUCGAAAACUUUUCAUAUUCACAUUUUUUAAAAUAUUAUAUCACAAGUAAGAAUUCUAUAGAUAUAUAUGUUUGUUUGGCCGCAAAGAUGUGUUCUAAUAAACAGGAAAUAUAAAAUUGAAAGAAUUUAAUGCCUUACUUGGGAUUAUAAAUUGCGUUCAUUUCUUGAAUGGAUGUUUUCUCAAGUUAAUUUAAUAGAUGCUACCGUUUUGAGGGUUUUUUCUUUAGUUUGAAUUCACAAUUCAACGCUAUUCAUUUGUUGUUGUUUUUUUUGGUGGAUGUGUAUGUUUCUGUAUAAAAUUAUACAAUUUCUUUAAAAAUAUAAUUGAAAUCUGAAAAUUACUAAAUAUAACUGCUUUUAAAAUAGUUUUAAAUUUUUAAAAAUGAUUUAAUCAAAUAAAAUCCUUUAAAAUGAUUUGAUUAACUAUCUAUUCAAACAAAUAAUUAUUUACUGUUUUAGUUUGAACAUAGUCUACUACUAUUCUAAAAUUUGUUGAUUUAAGACAUAGUGUUAUUUUUUAUAAGUAUGCCGAAAUCCAAACUAUAAUUCACCAAACAUGUAAAUUUGAAUUUAUUUACAUUACAGCACAAGCCAGUUUGGAUCUUGCUGAAGAAAGCAAAGGUUUGAUUUUACUACUUAUUUCCCAAACAAUACAAAACAGAACAUUUCUUGGUGGCAAAGUAUUCCUAAAAACAUUAUUUCUAGAACUGAGUUUUUUAAUGGGCUUGUAUGAACUCAGUUGUGAUUUCCGUCAAAUCUCACGAGCGAACAAAAGUGACAUUUGGUCUAAACUCAGAAAAGACUGCCUUUUUAAAAAUCUUUUCAAAAUUUUAAGAAGUAAUCCCCUUUAUAUAUAUAUAAUUAAAAAUAUUUUAAAAAUAUUAAAAAAUAAUACCCUAUAUAUAUAUAUAUAUAUAUAUAUAUAUAUAUAUAUAUAUAUAUAUAUAUAUAUAUAUAGAUAGAUAUAUAUAUAUAUAUAACGGUGAUGUUAUUUAAAAGCUAUUAAUGUAUUAUUUAAUUUUAUAAUUUAAUGACAUAAAUUCAUAAAUUUUAAUGUGUCUUUUAAUGUUUGAAUAUACUGUUAUGUAGCUUGGUGUAAGAAUAUAAACAUCAUAUUUGUUCUUUUCUUAUAGAAGAUGCAAAGAUGAGCAAAGACCUUAACUUCCUUUUGAUUGGUGAAAGACAUAGUGGGAAAAGUGCAACUGGAAAUUCUAUCCUGCAAACGAGGAGUUUUGAGUCUGGAAUGAACAAAACAUAUUCAAGGCCACAAAAUAUUCAAUGCUCUGCAUUGUUGGAUGCAAGUGAUACCAAAAUAACAGUCGUAGAAUCAUACACAUGCAUGCCAAAAGAUAUGAUGGCAGCGUUGAAGUUAUGUAAAGAUGGUUUCGAUGCUAUUGUAAAUGUUGUCAAAUAUGAGAAGCUCUAUAAGCAGACUCACAUUUGUUCAAGAACUCGAAAAAGAGAAGAUGAGCAUUUGCCAGUUGCACGCGUGAAAGAUGAAGCAUUAAAACAUUUUGGUGUUUUGUUAAUAACAGGAGGUGACAGUUUCCAAAUUGACAACCCCGGUAGAAAACUAGAGGAUUUUGCUUACCAAUGGGUCGAAAAAUAUCGACAGUUGGAAAGAUUGGUCAACAAAAGAGUUAUUGUAUUUGAUAAUACCACAACUUCUAAAGUGAAAAGGGCUGGACAAUUAAAAGCGCUUUUAGAAACAGUUGAAAGCUUGAAAUCAAGGCCUUCGCGUCUCAACGAAGAUACGUGCAUAGAGUACGGGCUAAAGUUAUUGAAAACUCAUCUCGAAGGUUUGCACAUUUUAACUGAUUAUAGAAGGUUGCUGAAAAUACUUGAAGAAUUUUCUUUUUUUAAAGACUGCACGCAGACAUUGAUAUGGAAAAGUUUGCAGACCAUAAAGUAUGCCCUCCAAUCCAUGGAAAGUACUUCCAGAUUUCGUAAGUAUAUUGAUUUAUAAAAAUAAAAACAAGUUUUUCCAAAAUUAGCCAAAUAAAUGGAAGAAUUUUGUCAAUAAAUACUAAUUUAAAAUAUUUUUUUGUGUCUGAAAAUCUCUCUAGAUUCUAGAGUCUGGAUAAAAAAAAACCGGUACCUAACGUUUUGGCGCCACCGUUUUGACGCAGAGCCGUUUUGGCGCAGGUCAUUUUGGCGCACAGAUGGCCUAAGCCAUUAUUGACCGUUCCUGCUUAAUCAUGCGUGCGCUUCGCAUUUAUAAAAGUGCAAGAGUGUUCUAGACUAAAAUCAUAAGUUAAGUAGUUUCAUAAAUAUAUCACCUAUUAUAAUUCUGUUAAACCAGUAAAAUGGAAAAUGUUACAUCGAGGCAUGGUAAAGAAAAGUUGAAUCACGAAGGAUACUGUUAUGUGUUCGAUAAGUUUAGUGCAGACGGUUAUAAACGUUAAGUUAAAUAAAAAGUUAUUUUUAAAUGGCACCAAAAUGUCCUGCGCCAAAAGGGUCGAGCCAAAACGGUAGCGCCAAAACGGUAGCGCCAAAACGGCAGCGCCAAAACGGCAGCGCCAAAACGUCCUGCUUCGAAAAAAAAGUUCAUUUCUUUUAUGAAGAGCCCGGUCUUCUUACUUUGAUUAGUGAGAAUUUCUUUGCAUUUGGUUAACAGUAAUUCAUAAAAUUCAUGUGAAUUUUAAAUUUAAACAAAUACCGUGUAACUCUGAAGUGAGUCUAGGUAAUUUUCUCUAUAACUAAUUAUAAGUUAGUUGGACUUCAAAAUAGCUUUCAAGUAGAUGAAUAAGACAUACACAUACACACAUACAACAUAUAUGAAAAAUUAGCUAAUGUAGAUUCAUUGCGCUCAAUGCAAUAGAAAGACAAAUAAAAUUAACCAAAGUGCACCAAACAGCUUGCUGAUGUGUGUCCAAUAUGCAUUCAAGAUAACAUCAUACUUGAGGGGGGAAAAUGGGAUUCUUUUUUCUUCUUAUAAUGAUGGUGAAUUUUGCUUUUUUUUUAAGGAAAUCUAAUAAUUUUAAAAGUGAUAAACUAAAUCUGCUUAUAUUUUUAAUUAAAUAUAUGUAAUCUUCAAAAUUUUAGCCCUAUUAUUUUAACUUAGAAAUAAAUUUAAUAUAAUAAUUUUUAAAAAUAUUUAAUUUUUUUAAUUCAUUUUCAAAAUAAAUUUAAAACUUCUUUUUCUCAACUGGAAUCUCGUCAAGUGGAAAGAUUCGAUUUCCAUAUAAAAUACACACAGUUUUUCCUCUCCCUCAAAUAUGGUUUCUGAAGAAAGUAAAUAAAUGAUUGCAUAAUGUACCACUCACUUUACCACACAAUGUAUACAUUUUUUCAAUAAUAGUUCAACGUAAAUGUCCAUAUUUUUUUUUUAAAAACAUUGUUAUAAAUUUUAAGUAAAAUACAUCCCGAAUAUAACAUCUGUAACAUAACUGGUAUAAAUAUCCCCCUCCUAAAAAAAUAAAUUUUUCUUUGCCAUUGAAAUGUACAAAUAUUAAAUGAUAAAAUACAAAGCAUCACAAUUUAUUAUCAAUUAUCUAUGCAUUUCUACCGAUUGUCAUGCAAUUUUGAAAAAUGUUCUGAAAUGUCAGUUCCGAAUUUUUUGUUAUUAAAUUUGCUAAAUUGAAUUAUGUUUUGAAACAAAAAAAGUUAAACUUUUUCAAUGUUAACGAUGCCAAGCUUAAAUUAUGUGUUAUAUUUUAAGAUAAUAGCCCUCUUAAUUAAUUUUUUAUUAGAUUAGUCAUAAUUUUGUUUCAAUGGGAUCAACAAAAAAAUUAUUUGACAUUCUUGGAGUAAUUUAAGCCAUUAUUUGAUAGUAUACAUUUUAUUUUAAUUUCAAAGUUUUGACAAUGCAAUAUUUUUUUUUUUAAACUCAAAUUUCGGGGGUUUCCAAGCAUGCUUCUGGUGCACUUGCGUAUCGGGUCACUAAGUAUUUAUUUUACUUCGUUUCAUUUAAUAGUAACGUCCUGUUCAGAGGGAACAGUACUAAACUGAAUAAUUUCAAAGUCAUGUCGCUUGUUCUAAGCGUAUUUGAAGAUGUAUUUAACACCUUUAAUCGAGUUACAUAGCUCUAUGUUAAUGUAUUUCAGAGAAAGGUAUAGGUUGCAGUGCCAUCUUAAAAUAUGGUCCCACUGGGCACUUGCCUAGGGCAUCAUGCUCCUAGGAGACCCAUCUUUUAGAGGCAUUAUGCUUUACAUAUUGCUAAUGAAUGGUGAAAUAUUUUGGAAAUUUAUUUUGAUUUAAAAUUCAGUGGACAGCACUUCUCCAUUUUAACCCACAAUAUUAUUGGCACAUUCCAAAAUAAUAUGAUAAUGCGAAUCAUAAGUUGGAUACUUCUUAAAGGGAACAACUCUCGUUAACAAGUUUUAGUUCUGCCAGAUAUUUAACAGAAAACUAAGUAAGAAUGUGUGCUUACAAUCAUGUUAGACUAAUAUGUUAGUCCCGGGCGGUAAUAACCCUAGCUACGCCACUGCUCAGUAGUAAAAUUAGUGGAUAAAAGCGGUGCCGUCAUAAGGCAUGUGUACACAAUGUGCACUGGGCCAGGGUCUCACGCCUCUUGGUGGCCUCAUGAUCAUGCUCAGGGGGGUCUCAUUCCUCUAUUGGACAUCAUGCAUCUUGGAAACCUUACGCCUCUUUAAAACCUCCCGUCUCUGGGUGGCCUCAAAUUUCUAGGAGCAUUAUGCUGCCAAUAUUAUGAGUAUUAUUAGUGGAUAUUGACCUAUGUCGGGAUAUUUAUGUUGCUUUUAUAGAGUGACAAGACCGUUUCUCCGGUAUAUUUAAACCAGAUUUUUUUUAUUCUCACGUCAAUACAAUUUUUUGCUUCUAGCGUUAAAAAAAAAUUCUUUUGAUCAAUUAUCAAUUUAAAGAUCCAUUAAUCAGUUUCUCGAUGAAGGGUUGGCGGAGGAGUAAAUCAAAGAGCCUUACAAAAGGGAAACAAAAUUUCUUUAUUUAGUAAUUUAAGUGAAGAAAGUUAUAGUAGUCAGAAAUUCUAAAAAUAAUUUUUGAUUUGCUGCAUUAUUUUGGAAAUUCAUGCUGUCUCGUAGUAAAUUUCUACAGUGUUUUUCUCCUUUAUUUGAAACUGUACAUUUUGGGAAAGCCUUCUUAAGUUUUUAAUUAAAUCAAAAAGGAUAAUUAUAAUGACAUAUUAAUAGUUUGUUUGUCCCUUUUCAUAGUAACAAUCAACUGUUUUGAACGGAUUUUUUUAUUCGUUGAAUUAGUUAAAACAAAUAAAGAGUUUCAAAUAAAAUUACGAAACAACGUUACUAUUUAUAUAUGACCAAUAAUAAAAAAGAAUUGUGUUGCUCAUGCGUGGUCAAGGGAAACUAAAUUUAUCUAGCUUCUUUUCUGAUGCUAGAUGGUUACGUGUAAAAUGAUCGAAAACUAAACUCCCGAAUGCGCCAUAAUGCAUCCCAUCAUUUCGAAUUUAAGAAACAUUUGCGAGGGAAGGGCUUACUGAGACCUCACUCCAAACCUUUCCCCCAGUUUCGUUGGCACCCAUGAUCUCUUCUCCCUCCCCAAUAAAAGUUACAGUACCGACACAUUAUAAUCUAAUAAAAGCGCUGAGUACAAACAUUGACUUUUUUAACGGACAAAAUUAUGAUUUUCCUCGCAGAUUUGCAUUUUGACUAUAUUCUAGGAACGAAAGAAUGAUUUUCGUUUAGUUUGGUACGAUGAAGUCAGAACUUGCCCUCGACAUCAAAAUGCUUAAUUAUAUUCUUACGGUCAUGAGUAUAUAGAGGGUAAGGGGCCUCAGUGCAUUACUGUGCCCAGAGCCUGAACUACUUUAAAGACGAUCCUGAUGGGUUGUAUGACAACACCUAUCUGUUAUCCACCAUGGUUUCUUAAAUACAACACAGUUACCCUCAUCUUGGGGUUGAUAUUUUGGGUAAGAAUUACCAUCUAUUUUGGUCUCGACACAAAAAUCUCUUUUGAAUUCAUUUGUGCAUUUGUAGUUUUCCCAUACACGGUGUGUUUGGAUUUAAUGGGGACCACAUUGAACUUGUAUCAAACAGACUUUUACGAUUUCAUUUUGCCUCGGAUGGGCGUCCAUAGCAGAGAGUUUUACCCAUAUAAUUUUGUCGAUUCUUUCAUUCUCCCAGGUUUUUUCUUCCAGGGUCAUAAAUAUGUGCCUAUGUAGACCACGUUUUUUGAAAAUCGAUAAAAAAAGUAAGGUUUGCCAUGUUUCUAGACCAUGGCCAUAGCAAUUUAGAGCUGUAUUUCUUUAAUUCCCCAUUAAGUUGGAAGAUAAUAUAAUUUUCUUUCAAGAAAAAAUGCUAACUUCAAAAUUGUGGUUGUUGACAUUUCGGUGUAGAACAUUAGAGCCUUCAGCCUUCUUAUCGUGUUUUAAUUUUUUCGAAACCAAUUCAAACGUUUUGCUUUAGUCUUGCAAUAGGCAUGGUAAUGAAUUGGUGAGGAAGAAUUCCUGCGUUUUGGACCUGUUUAAAUUUUCCACUAUGAAUAGCAAAAUCGUAGGAAAGCCAUUGAAGCUGGGACACAUUUCCUUUACCAACAGCUUCUUUAGCUCUGUGACUUAUCCUGAAUCCUCAUACGGAGAAAAAAACAAGGAUAUCACAUUGGGUCACAGAAUCUACUCAGGAUUAAUAUAUUUUCAAAAUAUCUGCUUUUCUAGGGAUGCAACAUCCACACUUUAAAAAACGGCAGCAAUUUCUUCUCUGGCAGUGGCUUCUUCCGACUUGCACAUUGUUUAAUCUUUCUCUCAAGCCUGUUAUGCUAUAUUCAAUUGUCAUUCGGUUUCCCGAUUAACCUUUAAAAUUUCGACUUAUACCAAUUGGAGCAUAUCUCUACCAUGAACGUCACUAAUGCAAACUACAUAGAAACAUCUAUACAAAUAAUCUCUAAACCAAAUACGCUCACUAAAAAAUAGCUAUACCGAUAUUUGACACACUACGCAGCGCCUUAUAUUAUAUAUAGAGAGACAGACAGACGGACGGACGGACGGAUGGAUAGAUGGAUAGAUGGAUAGAUGGAUGGAUGGAUGGAUGGAUGGAUGGAUGGAUGGAUGGAUGGAUGGAUGGAUGGAUAGAUGGACAGACAGACAGACAGACAGACAUUCAGUGGUGGCGCCUUCGCCAAAGCAGCGACCACAUCAAAUAUAUUGUCUGGCCUCUAAAUAGAGACAUUUAAUUUACACAGAUAUAGACUUUAUGCCUAUUGCUAUAACAGAUAGACCUGUUCCAGCUGAAACACUGUCUCUAGCUGCGUCUUCUUUAGAGAGCCCAGCUACAUCAUCUUUUCCCUUGGCCAUUAAUUUGCCAAAUUUUAAUGGUUAUAACUUAAUAUUUGUUAACACCAGCUGCAUUCUUUGACUAAUGUUCAGCCCAUUUCUCGCAACUCUCCUACAAUCAAACAGGAAAUGACAUUGCAGCAAAAUGUAUGUACAAUUUAAUUUACCCUCGUAUUCCUUGCUACUCUGUGGUACUGAUGAAGGUAUUAGCCUAAACGUUUAAUUUGUAUGGUUUUUUUUUUUUCAAAUAAUGUUAGUUUACAUAGACUGCUUUAUGUCCCUGAAUUGUUUUGAUAUCAUGUAUUCACUUUUCUGUUUCGUAUUGUUACAAUAUUGAAACAUUCAUAAGUUCUUUAAAAUGUAUGUACAAUUUAAUUUACCCUCGUAUUCCUUGCUACUCUGUGGUUCUGAUGAAGGUAUUAGCCUAAACGUUUAAUUUGUAUGGUUUUUUUUUUUUCAAAUAAUGUUAGUUUACAUAGACUGCUUUAUGUCCCUGAAUUGUUUUGAUAUCAUGUAUUCACUUGUCUGUUGCGUAUUGUGACAAUAUUGAAACAUUCAUAAGUGCUUUUGUGCCUGGAGAUGACAUUAUAUCCAGGAAAAAAAAACAGCGAUCGCUAUUAUUAUUUUAGUUUUAAGCAAAGGUUUUACAAAAUAAAGGCGUACAACCUUAUUUUUAAGUUGAUCUAACUUCAUUUUAAUCUCGGAGAUUGGUUCUUGUCUUUCAUACUUCAAACACUCAUUAUAAAAAUUGAUUAGACAUUCUUAAUUUGUUAAAAAUUAUUACUAACCUUUUUUAAUUGACUUAUUUUUUUUAAUACAUAAAAAUAGUAUAUAUACAUAUAAUAUAUUUAUAUAUAUAUACAUAUAAUAUAUAUAUAUAUAUAUUAUUUUAGUGAUAAGGUCAUGUUAUUAAAAUGUUUUAUUUUAGUUUUCAUUAACACAACUGAGUAGGUGUUUUUUCCCCCUCGAAUUAAGUCUUAUUGCAGAGCAACCCUCUUUUAACUCAACGUUGAACUGAAACAUAUGUCACUUCUAGUAGUAUUCUCCAGAUAUUAUUUAUCUCGCUCUUUUGUGAGACUUUUUUUCUAUUACUUUUAUGAACACUUCCUUUUACAGUGAUUGAAUUCUUUUUUUUUUUCAGAUGAUUUUAACUACUCUUAUAAAGUUUUGCUAAUAGGAAAAUCUAGUGAAGCCUUGGCCUCUACCAAAUCCUGCAUUGAGAACAUGGGAAUUUCAACGGAAUACUCACAUAAUCCUAAAACUGAAAUUUAUGUAAAGAGAAACAAUGCUGUACUUCUUGUUAAAUCGUGUGUCAACAGUUCAGAUGAUGAUGAACUUGACUGGAAGGAAUUGAAAUCUCAAUGCUUACCCGCAUUGAAAGAAAAGGGAAUUUUGAUUCUUAUAGAUGGGAGCAAAUUAAGCUUAAAUAAAACAAAAAUUGAAAUAGCUGAAUGGUGCCGCCAAGAGACAGGUUUGAUAAGUGAAAUGUUCAAGUCUUGCUCUUUCAGGGUUGUUCUGUUGGAAUAUAAUACGACUGACGUAUUAGUAAACUUAGAACAAGAAGCGGAAUUAAUCAAAUAUAUUAGCCACUUCCUAACACACCCCAACGUAUAUCACCCCACUUCAGAUGAUUACCUCAUGGGUAAUCCCGGACCAUUAAAACAUUAUUUCGAUCACUCAAAACCCCUGUCUCCCUAUUAUCCACAAGUUGCACAUAAUCAAAGUCAGAUUCCUAACCGUUGGCACCAUUCACUCAGGAAAUCCAUAAAAUCUCCAGAAGACACAUUAAAACAAAGCUCUAUUGAACGAAAAAUGGAAAACAUUCACCUACCUGAGCCGGGCCUCUCUUUUUUUUCAAGCAGUAGAUUCUACUCAGGAGCCGAGUUGGGGGACAGGGGGAAUAAAUCCACUUGACGGGUUUUGAAUUUCUAAAGGUAAUUUGGGAAAGGAAAAAAAAAUAAUAUUGUAUUUGCUGUGGUUUGAACGACAAUCACAUUUUCACCACUCAACCAUCAAGUUUCAGUCGAUUUGUUGAUUUUUAAUUAUCUAAUAUAUAAAUGAUGUUCAGUCUAUGUUUGUAAUGUGUCAAUCGAACACAAGAAAACUAAACAAUGUAUCGAAUUCCAAUUUGACAUGGUUAUUCCUCUUGCCCUGGAUAGUUUGUUUAUAAUCCGUUAAUCUCAAGGUUUUUAAUUUUAUAAAUCGUAAAAUGUAGUGGCUGAAGAGUAAAGGUAUAUUUUUUUUAAAUUUCAAAUUCAAUGGCUGCAGAACAAUCGUAAGUUAGUGAUUUAGCCCAAAAUCAGCUUUUUAGUCAAAUUACGUCCCUGAAUGGAUGGGUGCAUUUUAUGAGGACAGCAAUGUUUCAAAGACAUUGUUUUUUUAACUUUCCUAUUCAUGUUUCUUAUGUUCCUUUAGGUCUCUAUGAUUACCUCAAAUGUUUGGAAAUAUGAUUUAAAGUUUCAAAUGUGUGUAGGAGUUUCAACAAUGUAUUUUUCUCACAAUAGCGGAAUCUAUAGCCCUACAAAAAGCUUGGGUUAUAAUGAAAGUUUAUUCGUAGUUUGUUGCAUAGAUCAAACUUGGUAAAAAUAUAUUUCAUGAACGCUUUCAAAGUAUUGGUGGAUUUCAUGAAAAAUAAGAUAUACCUUGUUUUGUUAAAAAAGGUGGAGGGCCUACGUCAACCAAUUAAUUUUAAUGGAACAAUUUGUUAAAAUUAUGUUUGUUCGUGAUCCAACCUAAAAAUGAAAUUUACGAGUCUUUAAUUGGUAAACCAUGGAAUUUUUCAUACAUUGUACACAUUCAUUUUCAGCUCCAAAAUAAAUAAAAUUUUCUACCAGACAUUUUACCAUUAUAACAAUUUAAACUCAAGACAUCUAACGUAUUUCUUUAGCGUAGAAAUCCGCCAUUAAUGAACGACAUUAGUGACAAUAUUUAUUUGAUUAGUGAUCAUUUAGCUUUGAUAGGAAAGCUUACGUUUUCAUGGGGAUUUUUCUUAUAUGAGCUGUAAACAAAAAAUAAAGCAAAUGGAUAGAUGAAGAUGAAAAUUUGUACAAAUGCACUUGAAAAUUUAAAAUGAAAAAAAAAAACUGGAUUGUUUUGAACUCUUAAAAUUCACAUUCUUUGGGGUCAGGGAUACAAAUUGAAUUUCCAUAACAUGCGCUAUAUGUCUGACGUUUUUCCACCGAUUUUUAAUUUUUCUUUAGACUUUUACUUUAUUAUUUAUCUAGUGAAUUUUUCAGGGUCCCUAUUUUAGUGAUAAAUAAAUCGCCACGUUAUAGAAAUUGUCCCCCACCUUCGCCCUUAUUUUAACUUUAAUGAAAACUAUAAAGAUACGAUAUUUUGUUUUAGAUGCUUUGAAAAAUCACUGAAUUUAAUGAUCUGAAUGAUUGAAAAAUAUGAAUAAUUACCGAGCUAUUAUCGAAAUUGUAUUUUUUUUUUCAAUAUAUUUAUUAAAUUGUCAAAAAAUUAUAAAAUGUUGAAACUGAUUUUUUUUUAUUUCUUGUAUUCAUAGUGAACUCUCCAAUUAAACACGACGCAUAUUGUGUUUUUUCAGGAUUCUCUUUGGGUUGGGGGUUGGGGGUGGACAAUUUAAGUAAGCUCCUGGCACAUAAACAAAAUUAUUUUUUAUAAAGCGAUAUUUCCAUUUUAAUUUUUUUUCUUCUUCUACUUAUAUUUGAGGGGCCCACGAUCAAUUCGUUUAUCUUUUUUUUUUCAUCUAAAGAGUAGUAAAUGGUUUCUUUCCCUAAUUAAAAGGAGAGGAGCUUUCGGAAAAAUGAGAAUCUUUAUGCUCGACAUAUUUGAUGGUGUUCACCUAAGAAUAAGCCUGUAUAUUUUAUUAAAUUUCAACUAUUUUUUAUCGCUGUCAAGGCCUUUAUUUAAAUAAAAUUAAUAUAUACGAAAAUAUAUGCGUUGUUAGAUGUUAAAGUAAAAAAUACUUUUAUUUAAUUAAUUUUGCUUGAGUCAUUACAACAAAUUAAAUGUGUAAUUUCUCCCGCAGUGUGGUUGUAUUAUGCUCAGUUGUAUAAUUAUUUGUCAUAAAUAGAAACAAUUAGGACUUAGAAAGUAUAAUAUUCAGAAAAGUAUUAUUUUAAUUAAAAUAGAAACAUUUCGCAAAACUUUAAAUGACUAUUAUGUCUCUCAAUUAGGAUGGUGUUAUACUGAGUUAUAAUUAUUUUAAAGUAUUUUGUAAUUUAUGUGCUAUUACUUUUGUCACAUAUGUCUAUAAAAAAAUGUAAUAAUAUAUAUGAACAGUUUUAUACAAUAAAUUUUGAUUAAAUACCUUGUUUGAAAUGUCUGAUUUAAUUGAUUUUAUUUUCAUAUUCCACCACAUUUCAACUGUAAAAAAAGUUUCUAUGCAGACUUCCUGGAUGCAGUAGUGAAUUAUCUAAUUGAUACAUUAUUCGAAUCAAUGUAGACAAUGUAUUCUUAACUCAGAAUGUUAGAAAUAAUUUUAAAUCUAUAAUAAAAAUAGAAAACUAUUUCAUUUUGUGCUAACAAGUCUGACAAGCUUUCAUUAAUGUAUCUACUACGUGUGUAGAAAAUAAAUAUUGGUUCCUUCGGUGAUGUUUUAUUGAUUCCAUGCCUCCCAUUGCAUGACUUUCACUUUUAUUUUCAUGAAGCAUGAGCGAUUAAACGAUCUUCUUUUC